ACGGUAUGAACCCUACCUGUUUGUUUUCUUCUCCUUCAAAUAUAUACUGCUGCUCUAUCGUUGCUUCUUGUUCUCUUUGAUUGAGUCUCUCCUCCUCCUGUCCUGUGGAUCCAAUAAAAUCUGGACCUGAGAAGCAUUCAACGAUGACGAUUCAGAUCGCGAAAUGUCUGAUCUCUGUGCUGAUAGCUUUGUUCUUCGUCUCCUCGGUGGUCGCGAGCUCAGACGCUCCCUUCAUCCUCGCUCACAAGAAGGCCACUCUCACCAGGCUCAAGCCUGGCAUCGAACGUGUUUCCGUCUCACUUGAUAUCUACAACCAAGGAUCUGCGACUGCUUAUGACAUAAGUCUAACUGAUGAUAGCUGGUCUAAAGAUAUUUUUGACAGUGUCAGUGGAAACACUUCAAUGUCAUGGGAAAGGCUUGAUGCUGGUGCUAUUCUAUCACAUGCAUUUGAAUUGGAAUCCAAAGUACAAACACUGUUUUAUGGUGCACCAGCAGUUAUCACAUUCCGUGUCCCCACAAAGGCUGCCCUACAGGAGGCUUAUUCAACUCCAAUCAUGCCUUUAGAUAUCCUUGCAGAUAGACCUCCUGAGAAGAAGUUUGAGUUGGCUAAGAGAUUGUUGGCAAAGUAUGGGUCAUUGAUCUCUGUGCUCUCGAUUGUGACUUUGUUUGUAUACCUGGUUGCAACACCAUCAAAAUCUGGUGCUGCAAAAGGAGGCAAGAAGAAGCGCUAAUCAUUAGAGAAGAUAGCAACAUCAGUAGCUUCCGUUAUCAGUCCGCUAUUGGAUUCCUUUAGACGUGAGAUGAACAAAUUAGUUAGUCUGCUACUCUGAUAUUUUGGGCAGUUUUUGAACACGAUGGGAGUAAACUUGUCAUCUUAUGCUCUGCUGUCCAAAGCUACUUUCUGUAGUUGUCUUUGUACAUUUCUUGAUCAGUGACCUCUGAUCAAUUUUGAACCCUAUUAAUUCUGUUUUUGUUGUUGUGGAAUAUUUAUGAAUGGGAUGCAGGCCACUGGAUGAUGCCUUCUACUUUGCCAUCUUUAUCUGACAUAGAAGAAAUUUCCAUCUUUUUAUUAUUA
Molecule: messenger RNA, 1075 nt
Organism: Camellia sinensis
Lineage: Eukaryota; Viridiplantae; Streptophyta; Magnoliopsida; Ericales; Theaceae
Source: RefSeq, a predicted model, not a curated record